AUGAGAGACUUGCCCGGGAUCGACUGUGAAGUUACCUUCGUGGAGGACGAAGACUUCCUUGACGGCGCAUCCAACUACAAGAUUCGAAAAAGACAUCGGAAAUGGGCUGAGUCUGCCAUCAGAGACGAGAACCCUCGUUGGGAGCCUCCCGAAAAAACAUCCUGGUGGCAUGGUAACCCCAGAUACGACUACUUCGUCACCCUCGACGCUCUCCCCCUGUGGUACAACCAAAUGUCAACACCGCUGGACGAUCAAAGAUCCUUCAAGCUGCACGCGACCGAUUGGUUCAGAAAGAAAGGCUUGGAAAUGCUGAACUUCAAUUCAUGGGACGUGAUGGAGUGGAGACGACACCGAGGUUGGGUGAAGCUACGCAUGAAUUGGUUCCAGAUGGAUUUGUACGAGGACUUGUGGGGACGAGAACCCGGAGAUGCCCUUCAAAGAAUCAAGUGGAAGCGGGAAAGAGACGAGGAUACGAUCCGGCUCUAUCUUGGUGGUAAAUGGAGAUACGAUUGA
Molecule: messenger RNA, 513 nt
Organism: Colletotrichum karsti
Lineage: Eukaryota; Fungi; Ascomycota; Sordariomycetes; Glomerellales; Glomerellaceae
Exons: 1
Coding region: 1-513 (170 amino acids)
Source: RefSeq, a predicted model, not a curated record